AUGUAUGACCAUGUGAAAGGCAUCUUGCAACUGAGCAUGCCUACUCCUGUACAUGAAGUUUUCAUUGAGCGCCUCAGUGAACUUUUACAGGGGCAACUGUCAGGCCUUAUCAGACGGUCAGAUGGGAAGUUCAAGUUGAGUUCUAAUACAUCCAAGUUCCUCUGGCAAGGUCAAAUCACCACUGUACCCGACUUAGCCCUCAAGUUCCAAAGCCUCAACCCUAGCACUGAGUGGCAGGACUUGUUCAUUGUCGAGGUCUCCCACUCCCAAUCGCUUGGGGAUGUCACCCAGAAG
This is a messenger RNA of Serpula lacrymans var. lacrymans S7.9, 294 nucleotides long. RefSeq lists its product as uncharacterized. The record is from RefSeq and is a predicted model, not a curated record. The transcript has a single exon. The annotation marks the transcript as partial. NCBI's taxonomy places the organism in Eukaryota, Fungi, Basidiomycota, Agaricomycetes, Boletales, Serpulaceae.